UUAUGACAGCUGUCAUGUAAUAAUGAGGGUAGACUGAUAAAACAAAAUUAGCUGUCAAAGUUCGUGUGGCAAAACCAGUGUUGACCAACGUAAUUUUUUACCUGAAUGACCAAAAAGUUAUUUCCAGAUGUGAAGUGGAAAUAGCUGAUAAUUUCAACCUUUACUUUGUUAGCAGUAUUUGUGACAUUGUAAAAAUUAUCCAGUCGGAUAAUAUAUAUGUGGAUAAUCAUCUAACCUGUGAUGCAGCUACGGUCCUGAAAUUUAGACCCAUAUCAUUCGAUGAAUUGAAAGAAAUUAUACUUUCAUUUGAAAAUAAAACAUACGGUGAAGAUAUUUUGAAUACCAAACUUCUUAAAAAUACUUUGCACUCGGUUGGUCAUGUAAUCUUGAAUUUUAUCAACACUCACUAGCUUAUGGAUGCAUUAAAAUUUCACAAGCAUGAAUCUCCAAAAAGGAUAUGCCUGAGCAGUUGGCUUUCAGGAUUUCAACCAAUUGGCUGAAAGAACUCACAUCAGAUCCCUGAGCAACAAUACGGUCUGCAGUCCUUUUACAAACUCCACCAUUGCCGUCCGGGGCACCUUUACCAUGUCCGGCCUCAUGGUAGUUCCAGCAAUUUUCUAUAUUGUGGUUAGCUAUGUGCAUACUUGCGAUAUAGGUAUAUCAAGUUUUCAAAACAGUACUUCAGGUGAAAAAAAUGGCAGGUAUUAUCAAGAGACAUCCGCUAGGACAUGGCACGGGACUGACAUUUCAGUGGCAUUUUCCCAGUUAUUUUGUUCUAAAUGGAAGAUAAAUAUUUCAUAUAGUGUGCAAACCGUAAAAAAUAUGUAGCCAAACGCAUCGUAUCAGAUAAUUACAUUGAAAAAAUUAUAAAAAAUCAGUUAUUAAAAGGAACUUACGAUGACUCAUGUUAGGGAUAUUAACCCACUUAUCAAACACAAGAGCUGACAGAAUUUGUUAAAUUUAUUAUAUCUGAAUAUAUAUGUAUGUACUUGUGAAAUGCUGUAAUGCUACCAGUUCUUGUUGUUGUUGAAAUUAGGAUUUUUUUUUUCUAAAUAAAGGACUAUUUAC
This is a messenger RNA of Acanthoscelides obtectus, 1068 nucleotides long. Lineage: Eukaryota; Metazoa; Arthropoda; Insecta; Coleoptera; Chrysomelidae. The record is from the annotation of a GenBank genome assembly.